This is a messenger RNA of Phaethon lepturus (White-tailed tropicbird), 1320 nucleotides long. Its product is annotated as WD repeat-containing protein 78-like. The annotation marks the transcript as partial. Gene Ontology annotation, biological process: cilium movement. Lineage: Eukaryota; Metazoa; Chordata; Aves; Phaethontiformes; Phaethontidae. Gene Ontology annotation, cellular component: axonemal dynein complex. Gene Ontology annotation, molecular function: dynein heavy chain binding; dynein light chain binding. The transcript is spliced from 9 exons. The record is from RefSeq and is a predicted model, not a curated record.
ACUCUACUGUAUUUGUGCAUUUUAGAUCCCAAUGUUACAUCAGACACUAGUGGUACCGUAGCAGCCGUGAAAGAAGCUAAACAGGAAAAGCAUGACAAGGAAAAGAAGGAUAAGGAAAAGCAGAAGGAAGCAUUCGUUGACCCAUCAAUUCUGUCAGAUCUAAAUAAAACUCCAGAAGAAAUUGCACCUCCCAGACUGGAACGGCUGUGGUCAUAUGUAUGUGAUUUAACUAAUGGUCACAGUGUGAGCAGUAUGGCUUGGAGCAAAGUAAACCCAGAUCUUUUAGCUGUUGGUUACGGAGCAUUUGAUUUUAAAGAACAGAAGAAAGGCUUGGCUUGCUGUUGGUCAUUGAAGAACCCCAUGUGGCCAGAGCGUAUUUUCCGAUGUGAGCAUGGUGUUACUGCUUUGGAUUUUUCUAUGGCAAGCCCGAAUCUUUUAGCAGUUGGAAUGUACAAUGGUUCUGUCGCAAUCUAUAACGUACGGAGUUGUAACGAUGCUGCACUUUUAGACAGCGGUGAAUCCUCAAAUAAACAUACAGGUCCUGUAUGGCAACUGAGGUGGGUGGAACAGGACAGAGAUGCAACAGGAGAUGGCAAAAAAGAGAAAUUAAUGUGUAUCUCAGCAGAUGGUCGAAUAACUGAGUGGUUUAUACAGAAAAGACUAGAUUGCACUGAUCUGAUGAAAAUAAAGCGAACAGAAAGCAAGAAGAGAAAAUUACCAGGUGAGAAAGAAAGGAAAAGUGAAGCUCUGAUAUCUCGACAGGCAGCUGGAAUGUGCUUUGACUUCCAUCCAAAGGACACUAAUUUUUAUCUUGCUGGAACAGAAGAGGGUCAUAUCCACCAGUGUUCUUGUUCAUGCAAUGAGCAGUUUCUAGAGACAUACAGAGGCCAUAAGGGUCCUGUGUACAAAGUCGCUUGGAAUCCUUUCAGCACUGACAUGUUCCUAAGCUGCUCUGCAGACUGGAGCAUUAUUUUGUGGCAUCAGGAUUCACAGACGCCCGUUUUAACUUUCAGUUCCGCCACUGCUUUUGUUCAUGACAUUACGUGGUCUCCAAAAUCGGCCUUCGUAUUUGCAGCAGCAAAUGAAAGCAGGGUAGAAAUUUGGGAUCUUAGCGUCAGCAUCUUGAACCCCGUGAUCUCUUGCUUUGCCAACCCAAGAGUGAAAUUCACAUCUGUACUCUUCGCCAAGAACACCAACUGCCUUCUCGUAGGAGACAGCAAAGGAGAAGUCGGCGUGUUUGAGCUGCAGAACCUGCCUGCUCCCAACAGGAAUAAGGUUGAUACCUUACAUGACAUAAUUGGUCCUGCUGUAGCUAUUUAA